AUAUUUGCAAUCAACAAUCUCUCUCUGAAUUCGAAAUUUGGAAUUUCGCAAAAUUGAUAUAGAUUGGGUGCUCAGCGUAUUUCUUAUUGGUCUCUCUCGAGCGUGCAUUCAUAUAGUGCCGCUCUUCUCAGGCUGUGAAGAUGCCGGAGAUUCAGUUGGGUGCUCACACAUUAAGAUCUCAUGGUGCUCAAGUAGCCAGGUUUCACAUGCAUGAUUGGUUUAUACUUUUUCUGCUUGUGGCGAUCGACAUCAGCCUGAAUGUCAUCGAACCAUUUCACCGGUUUGUUGGUCAAGAUAUGAUGACUCACCUCAAGUAUCCGUUGAAAGAUAACACCGUUCCCAUUUGGGCUGUUCCGAUAAUUGCAGUAAUAUUGCCUCUCCUUGUCAUUCUUGUCUUCUACUUCAUUCGACACAAUGUCUAUGAUUUACACCAUGCUCUGCUGGGACUGCUUUUUUCUGUACUUAUUACUGGUGUUCUCACUGAUGCAAUUAAAGAUGCUGUUGGCCGACCUCGACCAGACUUCUACUGGCGCUGCUUCCCUGAUGGUAAACCGUUUUUUCAUAAUGUGACAGGGAAUGUCCAGUGCACUGGAUCAAAGAGUGUCAUAAAAGAAGGUCAUAAAAGUUUUCCCAGUGGACAUACUUCAUGGUCCUUUGCUGGGCUUGGCUUCCUGGCCUGGUAUUUGUCUGGUAAAAUUAAAGUGUUUGAUCGCAGAGGCCACGUAGCAAAGCUCUGUCUCGUCUUUUUUCCAUUACUCUUGGCAGCAUUAGUAGGAGUUUCGAGAGUUGAUGAUUAUUGGCAUCACUGGCAGGAUGUCUUUGCUGGAGGUCUACUAGGGUUGACAGUUGCUUCAUUUUGUUACUUGCAAUUUUUUCCUCCACCAUAUGACAUAGACGCAGGUUGGGCUCCUCAUGCAUAUCUAACAUGGUGGCAGAGUCGAGAGUGA
Salvia hispanica is the source of this 947-nucleotide messenger RNA. NCBI's taxonomy places the organism in Eukaryota, Viridiplantae, Streptophyta, Magnoliopsida, Lamiales, Lamiaceae. The record is from RefSeq and is a predicted model, not a curated record.